Molecule: messenger RNA, 1632 nt
Organism: Spinacia oleracea (spinach)
Lineage: Eukaryota; Viridiplantae; Streptophyta; Magnoliopsida; Caryophyllales; Amaranthaceae
Exons: 3
Coding region: 115-1395 (426 amino acids)
Biological process (GO): tRNA processing
Molecular function (GO): tRNA dihydrouridine synthase activity; flavin adenine dinucleotide binding
Source: RefSeq, a predicted model, not a curated record
AAAUACACGAAAGCAAAUUAAAACAAAAUUAAAAUAAAAUUAAAAAACAAAAAAUCCUUGUCCUCAGUAAACUGUUGUUCCCAAAAACCUGAAACCGCCGGGAAUGAGUUGCUGAUGAGAUUCCCCCUCCUCCGCCGCAACUACCAUCACCCCCAACUGCCAAAACUGUCAUUCAUGGCUUCUAACACUACUCAAGACCCAAGACCACCACCGCCGCCGCCGUCCCAAGAAGAAAACCUUGACGACCUCAUCUGUUCGUCCGGCACAACACUUCCUGAAGGGAGAGAAGAGAAGGCGAAUGAAAACGGAAACACUUUGGGUCAGCCAAAUGGGUACUUAAGCGGGGAGGCCCGAAUAGAGAGGGCUUGGGCCCACUGGAAGAAAUUAGGUCGGCCUAAAUUGAUAGUUGCUCCCAUGGUGGAUUGUUCUGAGCUUCCUUUUAGGAUGCUUUGUCGCAAGUAUGGUGCACAGGGUGCUUAUACGCCAAUGUUGCAUUCUAGAAUCUUCUCUGAGACUGAGAAGUAUCGCUCUGCUGAGUUCACCACCUGCCAGGAGGACCGGCCGUUGUUUGUCCAGUUCUGUGCAAAUGAUCCAGAUGUUUUACUUGAAGCAGCUCGAAUGGUGGAACCAUUUUGUGACUACGUUGAUAUCAAUUUGGGCUGUCCUCAGCGUAUUGCUCGAAGAGGUAAUUAUGGAGCCUUUUUGAUGGAGAAGCUCCCUAUUGUUAAAUCUUUAGUGGAAAAACUGGCUCAAAACCUCGAGGUACCCGUUUCUUGCAAAAUCAGAAUCUUCCCAAAUCUACAAGAUACAAUUAACUAUGCAAAAAUGUUGGAGGAAGCCGGGUGCUCUCUUCUAGCUGUUCAUGGCCGAACUAGAGAUCAGAAGGACCAAAGGAAAAUUCGGGCCGACUGGAGUGCUAUUAGGGAGGUUAAAAAUGCAGUCAGGAUUCCAGUUCUUGCAAAUGGGAACAUUAGACACAUAGAUGAUGUUCACAGCUGUUUGGAGGCAACUGGUGCAGAAGGGGUACUCUCAGCUGAUGCUCUCCUUGAAAACCCAGCCCUCUUUGCUGGGUUUCGGACCCCUGAAUGGGUAGAUGAAGGUGAAGAAAGUUGUAAAGACGGAAAUAUAGACCAAGCAGAUCUGCUAGUUGAAUAUUUAAGACUUUGUGAAAAGUACCCCGUGCCAUGGAGAAUUGUUCGGGCCCACGUCCACAAGAUGCUCGGGGAGUGGUUUCGGUUGCAACCGGAAGUGAGAGAAGAUCUAAAUGCACAAUCGACACUUACAUUUGAGUUCCUCUAUGGCUUGGUGGAUCGGCUUAGAGAGCAAGGUGUUAAGAUUCCGCUUUAUUUGAAGGACAGUACUAAUACCGUAACACGUGAUCCAAAUUCAUCAUAAAAUUCAAGGUGCGUAUUUAUUUUUUAAAGAGUAUACUAUUCAUCUUCAUCAUACAAUGUGGCCUAGGAAGAAGAACACGGAGCCUCCAUUGUUUUUUGUGUAACAUUAGUUUACAACAGUCAGUACUGGGAACACAUAUUCACCCGAUAAGAUUUUCUUGCAUUGCUUGAUGUAUCUAACCAAAACAUUGAUUUCCUACUUGCAAAUGUAUAAUCAUAUGAGAUUGUUUUUGUUUAA